AUGGCGGACACGGACCUUUUCAUGGAAUGUGAGGAGGAGGAGCUGGAGCCGUGGCAGAAGAUCAGCGAUGUCAUCGAGGAUUCCGUGGUGGAGGAUUACAAUUCCAUGGAGAAAACUGCCCCAGGCGGGAAUGCCGUGGUUCCCCCCGGGGCCCAGUCCCUGCUGCUGACGCAGAGCCCCACGCCCGCGCUGGGGGCCGUGGUGACCCAGCCCCUGCUGCGCCCGGUGCAGAUCAUGCAAAAUGCCAACCACGUGCCCACCCCGCCCGUGACCAGCCAGCCCAUCUUCAUCACCACCCAGGGGUUUCCCGUGAGGAACGUGAGGCCCGUCCAGAACACCAUGAACCAGGUGGGGAUUGUCCUCAACGUCCAGCAAGGGCAGACAGUGAGACCCAUCACCCUCGUGCCAGCCCCAGGUACCCAGUUUGUGAAGCCGACCGUGGGGGUGCCCCAGGUGUUCUCCCCCGUGGCCCAGGUGAGGGCGGGGGCCCCGCUGCCCGUCAGACCCGCUGCCAACACCUUCACCACGGUGAUCCCCGCCACGCUGACCCUGCGCAGCACCGUGCCCCAGGCACAGGCCCCACAGCAGAUGAGCAUCGCCAGCUUCGUGACGGUGAAGAGGCCCGGGGUGACGGGGGAGAACAGCAACGAGGUGGCCAAGCUGGUGAACACCCUCAACACUGUCCCCUCCCUGGGGCAGAGCCCGGGACCCCUCGUGGUGUCCAACAGCAGCCCCGGAUCCCAGAGAUCCAGCGUGUCGGAAUCCUCCUCCUCCUCCUCCUCCCUCAAAGUCAGCUCAUCCCCCAUCCCCACCUUCGACCUGCAAGACGGUGGCAGGAAGGUUUGUCCCCGCUGCGACGCCCAGUUCCGGGUCACCGAGGCUCUGAGAGGACACAUGUGUUACUGCUGCCCCGAGAUGGUGGAAUUCCUGAAGAAGAGGAAAUCCCUGGACUCGGAGCCCCCCCUGCAAUCCCCCAAACCCCCGUCCCCAGAGAAAACCCCGGCUGGAGCCCCCCCAGCCCCGUGCCCGGCGGUGCCAGCCCUGUCCCCCUGUGCCAAGGGCCCCGAGGGGGGCGAGGGGGGCCCAGACUCUGCCCAGAGCAAGCUCAUCAUGCUGGUGGAUGAUUUCUACUACGGCCGCGACGGGGGCAAAGGUGCCCAGCUGCUGCCCUUCCCCAAGGUGCCCACGUCCUUCCGCUGCCCACACUGCACCAAGAGGCUCAAGAACAACAUCAGGUUCAUGAACCACAUGAAGCACCACGUGGAGCUGGACCAGCAGAACGGGGAGGUGGACGUUCACACCAUCUGCCAGCACUGCUACCGCCAGUUCAACACCCCCUUCCAGCUCCAGUGUCACCUGGAGAACGUGCACAGCCCCUACGAGUCCACCACCAAGUGCAAGAUCUGUGAGUGGGCCUUCGAGAGUGAGCCCAUGUUCCUGCAGCACAUGAAGGACACCCACAAGCCUGGGGAGAUGCCCUACGUGUGCCAGGUGUGUCAGUACCGUUCCUCCCUGUAUUCCGAGGUGGACAGUCACUUCCGAAUGAUCCACGAGGACACCCGGCACCUGCUCUGCCCCUACUGCCUCAAGGUCUUCAAAAAUGGGAAUGCUUUCCAGCAGCACUUCAUGAGGCACCAGAAGAAGAGUGUUUAUCACUGCAACAAGUGCAGGCUCCAGUUCCUCUUUGCCAAGGACAAAAUCGAGCACAAGCUGCAGCACCACAAAACCUUCCGCAAGCCCAAGCAGCUGGAAGGGUUAAAACCUGGAACCAAGGUGACAAUCAGGGCGUCCAGGGGACAACCGCGGACGUUGCCGGUCUCUUCCAACGACAUGUCCCAGGGCCUGGGGCAGGACACAGCUCCUCUGUCCUCCUCCUCAGACCCCCAGCCCAUCUUCCUGUACCCUCCUGUCCAGAGGAACGUCCAGAAGAGAGCCGUGAAAAAAAUGAGCGUCCUGGGCAGACAGACGUGCCUGGAAUGCAGCUUUGAGAUCCCAGAUUUCCCAAACCACUUCCCGACCUACGUUCACUGCUCCCUGUGUCGCUACAGCACCUGCUGCUCCCGGGCCUACGCCAACCACAUGAUCAACAACCACGUCCCUCGGAAGAGCCCCAAAUACUUGGCUUUAUUUAAGAACUACACUGCCUGUGGGGUGAAGCUCUCCUGCUCCUCCUGCCUCUUUGUCACCUCGGAGGGGGAUUCCAUGGCCAAGCACCUCGUCUUUAAUCCCUCCCACGAGUUCAGCAACAUCAUCCUCCAAGGCCCCCCUUGGAUCUCACAUUCCAGGCACCUCCAGGGCCAGGCCCCGAGCCCGCAGCCCCCCAGCCCUCCCAGUUCUCCCAGCAGAGCCGCUCCCGUCCCGUCCCAGCCCGCGGCUCCUUCCCGAGACGUCGAUCCCGAUCCCGAUCCCGAUCCCGCCCCGGCGGCGCCCCUGGAGCGGCAGGAGGAGGAGAAUCCCGUUGUCCCGGGGGCAGAGGAGGCCGAGCAGCCCCCGAGGGAGGCGGAGGGCAGCAGGAAGGAGCAGCUGUCGGUGAAGAAGCUGCGGGUUGUGCUCUUUGCCCUCUGCUCCGACACCGAGGCCGCGGCCGAGCACUUCAGGAACCCCCCGCGACGCAUCCGACGCUGGCUCCGGAGGGUCCAGGCGUCCCAGGAGGAGAACCUGGAGGGGAAGUACCUGAGCCUGGAGGCGGAGGAGAAGCUGGCCGAGUGGGUGCUGACCCAGCGCGAGCAGCAGCUGCCCGUCAACGAGGAGACCCUCUUCCAGAAGGCCACCAAGAUCGGCCGCUCGCUGGACGGCGGCUUCAAGAUCUCCUACGAGUGGGCCGUGAGGUUCAUGCUGAGGCACCACCUGAGCAGCCACACGCGCCGGGCCGUGGCCCAGCCCCUGCCCAAGGGCGUGGAGGACAGCGCCGGCUCCUUCAUCGAGUUCGUGCAGCGCCAGAUCCACACGCAGGACCUGCCGCUGUCCAUGAUCGCCGCCGUGGACGAGAUCUCCCUGUUCCUGGACGCCGAGGCGCCGGGCCGCGAGGGCGCCCUGCAGACCGUGGGCCACGGGGAGCCCUGGUGCGACGUGGUGCUGGCCAUCCUGGCCGACGGCGGCGUCCUGCCCGCCCUGGUGCUCUACCGGGGCCGCGUGCGGGCGCCCGCCAACGUGCCCGACUGCGUCCUGCUGGAGGCCCGCGAGGGCGGCUACAGCGACGACGAGGUCAUGGAGCUCUGGGCCUCGCGCGUCUGGCACGAGCACGUGGCCUCCUGCCACCGGGCCUCCUCCUCCUCAUCCUCAUCCUCCUCAUCCUCCUCCUCCUCCUCGUCCUCCUCCUCCCAUCCCGGCAAGGGCAUGCUGGUGCUGGACUGCCACCGGACCCACCUGAGCGAGGAGGUGCUGGCCGUGCUCAGCUCCUCCAGCACCCUGCCCGCCGUGGUGCCCGCCGGCUGCAGCGCCAAGGCCCAGCCCCUGGACGUUUGCGUCAAGAGGACCGUGAAAAACUUCUUGCACAAAAAGUGGAAGGAGCAGGCCCGGGAGAUGGCGGAGGACCCGGCGGCGUGCGACUCGGACAUCCUGCUGCAGCUGGUGCUGUGCUGGCUGGCUGAGGCGCUCGAGGUCAUCGGGGACUCGCCGGAGCUGGUGCAGCAAUCCUUCCUGGUGGCCAGCGUCCUGCCCGGCCCCGACGGCGCCGCCAACUCGCCGGCGCGCAACGGGGACAUGCAGGAGGAGCUCAUCGCCUCGCUGGAGGAGCAGCUCAAGCUGGGACGGGCCGAGGAGGAGGAGGAGCCCCCGGAGCCCCAGGAAGGGGAGGAGACCCCCCGACCCGAGGAAUCGGCCGACCCCGAGAUCCUCCAGCGGCUCUUCGAGGGCGAGAGCGAGACCGAGUCGUUCUACGGCUUCGAGGAGGCCGAGCUGGAGCUGAUGGAGAUCUGAGCCGGGAGCCACACACACAAAAAACACACACAGAACACACAGAAAAGGGGGUUAUUUUUUUGGAAUAAACGUUGGAUUGAGACCAUGACACACUUCCCUGUGGAUUUGUGGGGUUUUAGGAAUUUUCGUAGGCGAUCACUCGAGAUUAAAAAAAAACAACAAAAAAAACAAAACAAAAAA
Messenger RNA from Neopelma chrysocephalum (saffron-crested tyrant-manakin), 4098 nucleotides. RefSeq names its product pogo transposable element derived with ZNF domain (gene POGZ). The transcript has 18 exons. Lineage: Eukaryota; Metazoa; Chordata; Aves; Passeriformes; Pipridae. Gene Ontology annotation, biological process: regulation of DNA-templated transcription. The record is from RefSeq and is a predicted model, not a curated record. Gene Ontology annotation, molecular function: RNA polymerase II cis-regulatory region sequence-specific DNA binding; DNA-binding transcription factor activity, RNA polymerase II-specific. The coding region runs from base 1 to 3918 and encodes 1305 amino acids.